AUGCCUUCAUCCACUCCCCCUCAACAACCAUCAGGCUACAUCCACAACCUCAACUCCGACCAGACCAUCAAGCUCCAUCAAGCCUGGUCCAUCCUCCUCCAUCUCAUCCACAACCACAAUGACACCUCCAGCAGCACCCCGACCGCCGCCACUCUAACCUCCGCCCUCUCAUCCCACCACCUCCCGCCGCUCGACACCGUGCAACCCAUUCUCGACACUCUCCCCCGCCACCCCAUUCCCUCUCUACAAGCCGGCCUCUUCAGCCUCGCCAAGCACGACUCCCCAGACACACUCCUCCUCCGCUUCCUCCGCGCCCGCAAAUGGUCCGUCGCCGCCGCGAUCGCCAUGCUCCUGCGUGCCAUCCACUUCCGCAUAACGCAGGACAUCGACAGCCAGAUCAUCGCCAACACCGAGUUAGACGCCCUGUACGCGACCACCGCCCAGCCCCCUUCAACACCCCCCAUCCCCGGCGUCGUCGUCGCGACCGUGCAAUCGACCGCAACCGACAGCCAGGCCUUCCUCGACCAGAUGCGCAUGGGCAAGGCCUUCGUACACGGCACUGACCGCGCAGGCCGACCGGUGAUGCUCGUGCGCGUGCGACUCCACCAGCCGGGCCAGCAGAGCGAGGCCGUCAUAACCCGGUAUAUCCUGCACAUGAUCGAGACAGUGCGCCUGCUGCUGGUGGAUCCGGUAGAGACGGCGACGAUCCUGUUCGAUAUGACGGGGUUCUCGCUCUCGAACAUGGAAUACGCGCCCGUGAAAUUCGUCAUCGAUUGCUUCCAAGAGAAUUACCCUGAGUACCUGGGGGCCAUGAUCAUACAUAACGCCCCCUGGAUCUUUACUGGGAUCUGGAAGAUUGUUAAGUCGUGGAUGGACCCCGUCAUCGUCUCCAAGGUCCACUUCACCAAGACUACGGCCGACCUGGAGCAAUUCAUCGCCCCGGACAAGAUCCUCAAGGAGAUCGGGGGGCCGGAGGACUGGGACUACGAGUACGUCGAGCCCGUGGCGGGCGAGAACGAGCGCAUGAUGGAGACGGCCACGCGCGACCGGCUGCUGGCCGAGCGCGAGGAUCAGGCCGGGGUGGUGCUGCGGCUGACCGGCGAGUGGCUGGCGGCGGAGGGCCCUCAGACGGUGGCGGUACAGAGGACGGAGGCCAUUGAGACGCUGCGCAAGCAGUAUUGGGCGCUGGAUCCGUUCCUCAGGGGUCGGACGUGCUUGGAUCGGACGGGUGUGAUUCAGGAGGGUGGGAAGAUAGAUUUGUAUCCUGAGGUGGGUAACUGCGAUGGGCUGGUUCGUGGUUAGAUUUCGGGUUAUAGACUAUGGC
Aspergillus homomorphus CBS 101889 is the source of this 1324-nucleotide messenger RNA. RefSeq names its product CRAL-TRIO domain-containing protein. The transcript is spliced from 4 exons. The coding region runs from base 1 to 1302 and encodes 433 amino acids. Lineage: Eukaryota; Fungi; Ascomycota; Eurotiomycetes; Eurotiales; Aspergillaceae. The record is from RefSeq and is a predicted model, not a curated record.